Molecule: messenger RNA, 2943 nt
Organism: Anopheles marshallii
Lineage: Eukaryota; Metazoa; Arthropoda; Insecta; Diptera; Culicidae
Exons: 3
Coding region: 1-2943 (980 amino acids)
Source: RefSeq, a predicted model, not a curated record
AUGCGUAAAAAGUUCGUCCAGACGCUGGCAGCCCAGCAGCUCGAACUUUCCAGCCACAUACGACCGCACGAUAUGGAGGUAGAAAAGGAGUCGCCCCGUGCACAGCAGCAGCAGCAGCGUACCCAGUCUGGCAGCGGGCCGGAAGAUGUGAUCGAAAUCAUGGAUGACGAUCAGGAGGUGGAAUUGAUGAUGGAACGCCACAGGAAAUAUCAUCCACGGAAGUACGUAAACCUGCAGCAACCGACGUCAAAGGUGUAUUACGACAAGAUCGAUGCGGUGAACCCAUCGCCUGCACUGGAUAAGGAGGAUCACGACAUGGAGGAGGAGGAGGACGAGGAUAAGCUGGUGGUGAUCGAUUGUGCGAAGGAAGGCACACAAACCAAGGAACCCAACAAUAACAGUGUGAGCGCACCGAACGAAAAUUACACGACGCUUGACAGCAAUGGUGAACUGGCUGGUCCUAUCAGCCUGCCUUCGGAACCGAAAGAUGCGCCAUCGGGUCGCGCACAGUCAGACGAUCGCAAAACUGCACCCAGCUACAAUUGGCAUGUACCGCAGAAUGGUGGGAAACAUGCGGAACUAAGGCAGCAUAUCCUUCAGCAAAGGCUAAAGAUGUUGCACUCGCGACCGGACACACCGGCACCGAUUAUGUUCCAGAAGCAACAGCAGCAGUAUGGUCCCCCGAACUAUCAACGUUCCCAACGACCACAUCCUUACGAGCGGCAAACGAGCAGUGCCUGCAGCACGACUUCAACUCCCAGCUACAGUGCGCCACUGCUGCAUGAUGGGAGAAAUACUGCCAUACCACACCCACGUGCUUCACAGCCGCCGGGUUUACCAGCGGUUGGUGGAAUCGCACCCGGGAUUAGUUUAGGUACCGGAGAAGGGAGAAAAUCAGCAUUCUCAACACCUCAAGAAAAGAGACACCAUGAUGCGGCUAUGAUGCCGCCCCCGACACUCACCGGGAUGGCUGGAUCGGCUAGCAGUGUCGCUAUAGCACCACGCACACCCUUCUACCAUCCGUACGUGCCUCCGUACCAUUAUUCGGCGUACGGUGCCAGCACGCCAACCGCUAGCACCUACCAAACGCUGGAAGAAUGGUACCGUGCGGGCUAUCCUGCGCCACAUCUGCUAUCGCCUACCGAGCUGCAAUACUACUAUCACUGCUAUCUCAGCAAAAUCGUCUUUUCCGCUCCCGGGUAUCAUGCGCACGAUCAACACUACCGGGACUAUUCGACGCUGGCAAUGACGCCCGGGACUGGUACCGCUUACUAUCCACCGCCACAGUACGGAUUUCUUAAAUCUGCUGCCAACAGUGCUGUUAUUGCGCCUCCUACACCCAAUGUUGCUGUUCUUUCUUCUACUGCCGUUGGUGUUGAUCCUGCCGUUGGUGGUGUUACAACCGUUCCCUCUGCAUAUCCUGCACAUCAACCGAUCGAUUUUUCACCGUACAAUGACCGUAACGUGCCAUCACUAAGUGCUGGUUUUCUUCCUACAACGUUGCCAUCCGCAACAACGGGAACAACCGUUUCGUCACAGCAGCAACCGUCCCAUACAGCAUCUUACUCGUCCGUCCCGUCAGCUAAAUUGCAUUACACGGCGCCACGACCGGAAGCAAUACGUCCUACUGUUAUUAGUCGUACAGCAGCAACAGUACCACCCGCCAAAGAGUCACCAACUGCUGCGCACACGUCAUCGUUAAUGUCACCCCCAGCGGCAACUACUAUGCCGCCACCACAACAACCAGCGAAGCCAUCACAAAUGGUACCGUCACCUACUACAUCUCUACCGUCUACUCUGCUGUCGCCUACUACAUAUCUACCAUCCUCUAUGCUGUCACCUUCAAGCAUGCCGUCUCCUACCAGACAUCCAGCACCACCACCCAGCAUGCCAUCACUGUCAUCGACUUUGCCGUCACCAACCAGCCAACCACCUGCUAGUACGCCACCUACCAGCAUGUCUGCCCCAACACCAAUCCUCUCUCCAUCCAGUAUGAUGCCACCACCCAGCAGUCAUCCACCGCCCAGUAUGCCAUCACUGUCCUCUACCAUGCCACCACCAUCCUCUCCUAGCGCAUCCUCACCAAGACGUACUCUGUCGGACAUGCCGAAACUGCCACCACCACCAUCAUUGCCCUCACCAACGGGUGUUCUUGGGAACGAAAGAACAGACCCACGGGCAGAUCUACCGCCAUCUGUCGGGAAAUCCGAUGCAAAGCACAACAAAAACCCGAUGAGUGAUUCCCGGUCGGGCUCUGAAGUGACUGAAUCUAAUGAUCCAAGUGCCAUGAAACAUCCAUCGAAACGAUCCAUCUCGAACAAACCAUCAGGAAACUUUGGAAGCAGAUAUGAACGGCCUACACCACUACCACCUCCGCCGUCUCCUCCAUCUACACCGAAACGUCGAGGUCGGGGUCGUCCUUCAGCGGCAUCACACAACAAAGCACCACCAUCCCAGGCGGCAUCAACACCACCUGCGGGACCGGCUGUCACACAAUUGAACCACACGGGCGAACGUAACAUUGGCGCCCUGUUGCAGCAAAUGCGCCGGGAGAUGAUGUCCUUUCUGCAACAGCGCCGCUCCGACAUCAUUAGCACGAUGCGCAUUUACACGAUCGGGCGCAUCGAUUUCAAGGGUUUUCUGGUGGAGAUGAAACGGCACAGUGUCACGUACCGGGACUUUAUGCACGUAGCCUUCACGCUGAUGCGCCGCUGCGGGUACAGUGGGUUCGCGAUGGAACCUCCGGCCGAGCUCGAUUACCGGUGGAAGAAUCCACCGCAGGAGUUUGCCGAUUAUUUUGCGAAGAACGAACAGUGCAGCAAACAGUUCGUGGCGGAAAACUUUGACUUUCUGCUGCUGAUCGUGGACAAUCUGCUGCAGCAGUACUUCGAACCGAUGGAGUUCUUUCUGCUGGAGUACGUGCUGGGGUUGCGUGCUAAGUAA